Cyclopterus lumpus (lumpfish) is the source of this 1377-nucleotide messenger RNA. RefSeq names its product nectin-3-like. The transcript has 6 exons. The record is from RefSeq and is a predicted model, not a curated record. Lineage: Eukaryota; Metazoa; Chordata; Actinopteri; Perciformes; Cyclopteridae. Bases 85 to 1125 code for a protein of 346 amino acids. Gene Ontology annotation, molecular function: cell-cell adhesion mediator activity.
CUCUUCACUACAACGCGCAUGCGCGUACACUGAGCACUUUCACUUUCACAAUUUCAGGCGGUUAGAUUUGAAUCCGGGGACAAAAUGUCGGAGCGUGGAUUCUUACGUUUUCUUUGUGCCGUGGGAUUCUUUCUCAAAGGUCAAACCGCUCUGGUCCAAUCACAGCACACUGUGAUGGCGGCCGUCGGAGACAGCGCCUGCUUGACCUGUCGGCUGAUGCAGUUUAAAGAUGUCCUGCAGGUCACGUGGGAGAAAAUCUUACCGGAGGGGAAGAAGAAUCUCGCCACUUCCACCAAAUACUUUGGUCAGAAAGUGAGCCGUGAAUUUAAAGGAAGAGUGGAGUUUAAAGAUAUCGACCUGCACAACAGCUCCAUAGUAAUCAUGAACGUGACGGACCAAGAUAAAGGAUGCUACCGCUGUUUGUUUAACACCUACCCUGAUGGUGCUCUCACUGGGACAACAUGCCUCCAUCUCUACGAGCUGCGUGAAGUCUUUCUACAUGUCAGAGAAUCACACGCUGCUGAAGAGGUGGUUGUGUCCUGCUCAGCCACAGGUCGACCUGCUCCCACGGUAACACUGACUGUCCCUCACUACAACUCCACCAGCUCCACCAACGCCAACGGCACCGUCACCGUCACCGCCACAGCUGUGCUGCCUCGUCUCCGCGUCAACAGCUCGCGGGUUGGAUGUGCAGUGCGAGUGCUCUCUGGUCCUGAAACAGUCGUGUCUGAGGUGGUUCCUGAGGUCAAGCAGUCGCCCGCUGAUGGUGAUGAUGUGGAAUCUGGAUCUCAUCACAGAUGGACCAUUGGGGAGGUGGGGGUCGGGGUCGGGGUCUGCGUUGCUGCUGCUGCUGGUGCUGCUGCUGCUGUUACCUUCAUGGUCUGCUGGUACCAGAAGAGACAAAAUCCACAAAGGAAAACGUCGGACCUUCUCACAUCCAUACGUGUGAGAUCCUAUGAGAACAAUAAAGACAUUCAGGAGCCCAGAACACCUUUCAUGAAUCCAGAGAACAAACCACGGCUACGGACGUCUACUGCAAAGGAUAAAAACAGCUCGCACCCAAAAUCAUCUGUGAAAGGAAAAACUCUUGUUUUUUUAGUACCACAGGAUAACCCACAAGAUUGAAGAGCCAAAACAAAUGCUGCGGAAAAGUCCUGAAAUCCUGAUAGAGAACUUGUCUUUACAGUAUUCAUGUUUAUGGAUAAUAAUUACAGCGGAUCAAAAGGAUUCAUGUUUACAGUAGUUUAGUUUUUUUUAAAUAAUAGUUUUCUAAUAAUUCUCUGAUGCAUUUGUCUUUCAUAGUUGCAGUUUUUAUUGUUAUACUUGUUCUUUUUGUAUUAUUUCUUUUGAUAUAAAAAUAAUUUUGAUCAACAUGAA